Chenopodium quinoa (quinoa) is the source of this 1428-nucleotide messenger RNA. RefSeq lists its product as uncharacterized. The transcript is spliced from 3 exons. NCBI's taxonomy places the organism in Eukaryota, Viridiplantae, Streptophyta, Magnoliopsida, Caryophyllales, Amaranthaceae. The record is from RefSeq and is a predicted model, not a curated record. Bases 1 to 1428 code for a protein of 475 amino acids.
AUGGUGAAUGCAGCAAGUGGUGGAGGGCUAGUGAAUAAGACUCCAGGAGAUGCAACUAGGUUGAUUGCAGAGCUAGCAGAAAAUUCUAGGCAAUUCAGUCAGAGAACUCCCGCGCGCCGGGUGAAUUUAGCAAAUUCGAAUACAACUGAGUUAGAGAGUCAAGUAGCUGAUUUGACUUCUAUGAUGCGUGAGUUCAUGGUGAACUCAAGGAAUCCACAGCAACUGAAUGCUUGUGGUUUAUGCACCUCCAUGGGACAUCCCACUGAUGCAUGUCCUCAAUUACAAGAGGAGCAGAAUGAGCAGGCCAAUGCAAUGGGUUUCCAAGGGCAAGUGAGCAGACUUGAAGCUAAAGAUUCAGGAAAACUUCCAUCUCAAACGGAGUUGAAUCCUAAGCAACAAGCCAACGCUAUUACAUUGAGGAGUGGCAAGGAGCUGAAAGAGACUGAAAUUGCAACCAAGAGGGCUGAAGAUGUUCCUCGAUUUGCUAAAUUUUUGAAAGAACUGUGUACUAUAAAGAGGAAGCACAGGUUAGGAGGGAAGGAAAAAGUGAAAGUGAGUGCUCAUGUUUCUGCAGUUUUCCAAAAGAAACUUCCUGAAAAAUGCAGUGAUCCUGGUAUGUUUACUGUUCCAGUUACAAUAGGGGACACCACUUUUCAUAGAGCUAUGUUGGAUUUGGGUGCAUCAAUUAAUGUUAUUCCAUAUUCCCUGUUCAAAUCUUUGGAACUUGGACCUUUACAUGAAACCGGGGUAGUGAUUCAAUUAACUGAUAGGUCAAAUGUUUACCCUAAGGGAGUGGUGGAAGAUGUGCUUGUGAAAGUUGAUGAACUAAUUUUUCCUGCUGAUUUUUAUGUGCUUGAUAUGGAACAUGAUAGACAAGCAGUCCCCAUCUUGUUAGGAAGACCCUUCUUGAAAACUGCUAGGACUAAAAUUGAUGUUUUUACUAGUUCUUUAACUAUGGAGUUUGAUGGGCAAGAAAUUGUGUAUAACAUCUAUAAUUCCAUGAAAUAUCCUGUUGACACUCAUUCUUUGUGUUCCAUUGAUAUCAUUGAUCCUAUAGUGCAGGAUGUCUUCGAUGUUAAGGGCGAGGAUGCGCUCCUCACUUCCAUUUCUAAUGAUUUAUCUGCUGAUUGUUUGGAUAUCCCUUUGCCUAAUAGUGUGCAGAUGAUGGUAGCAGAGUUGAAUAGCCAUUCCAAGCUCCCACUUAGACCACCAGGUUCGACACCUACCCCAUUGACAGUGCCUACUGAUAAACUCUUACCUUCUGUUUUGCAGGCACCCCAGGUGGAGCUAAAACCACUUCCUGAUCAUUUGAAAUAUGUGUUCCUUGGUCAGAACGAUACUUUACCUGUUAUAAUUUCAAGCAAAUUGACCAAGGAGCAAGAGGACAAGUUGGUGACAGUGCUGAAAGAGCACAAGUUAGCUAUUUGA